Zonotrichia albicollis (white-throated sparrow) is the source of this 9469-nucleotide messenger RNA. It is a transcript of the gene PRSS35, whose product is annotated as serine protease 35. Gene Ontology annotation, biological process: proteolysis. The record is from RefSeq and is a predicted model, not a curated record. Gene Ontology annotation, molecular function: serine-type endopeptidase activity. Lineage: Eukaryota; Metazoa; Chordata; Aves; Passeriformes; Passerellidae.
CAGAAAUGAGCUGUAACGCUCGCCGUGUAAAAUUAGUUCUUCCGAUGAGUACUGAAGCUGCCUAAACUUUUGCAAGAGACAGGAGCCGCAGUGGUUUGGGUUUUUUUGGUUUUUUUGGUUUUUUUUUCCGCAAAUCAGAGAGGAGGACAGCAUCCAUUCACCACUGUACAUUGUGAGUGCAUCUGGAGGAGAUCAGGGGCAGCAGUGGUGGAUAAGAUUAGGGCAAUGGUUUCUUCCCGGGAGAGUGAGAUACCAAAAAUUUGUUCUCUAUUUUGCUUUGUCAGAGUACAACUUUGAAUUCCAACUUCCAGGUCAUUUCAAGAAUAAGGCCAAAAGCAGCUAAAGGAGAUGGUUACUAUAGCAGUCUGUUAUUUUAGGGCCUAGAAAUCUGAUUUUAAAUUGUGUAAGCCGAGUUUGAAAUGUGCUGACUUUCCUACAAGAAUAAGAAAGCCUUACGGUAGAGGCUGCACUGAACAGACCAAGAUAAAACACUGUCAGGAAGCUGGACUGAAUUUUUCUUCUGUCUGAGCUACACUGGCAUGUAAAUUUCUUCCGUGAUAGCCUGAAGAGAAACCUAUUCUAGUUUGGCUUGACUAUAAGCUUUUCCUGAGCAUCUGACCUGUAUUCAGCUGGAGUAAGGUAGGACAAAAUAUUUGAAGGAUAUCCUCAAAAAUGAGGUAUUUUUUUUUCUGUGGAUGCAGAAAGGUUUAAUGUUGGAAGCAAGAAACAACAAGAGCUAAAAAUAGUUUUUCUUGUAUGGAUACGCCUGGCAGCUGGAAUGCCACCAAAGUUAUCAGCUGAGUUUGGAAACUGCAGGAAGAAUUUCAACAUUUUCAUAUAGCUGGAGAUCUCUCUCUUUCUGGUUUCCAUCUUGUCUUCUCUCAAGUAAUUCAUCAUACCUUAAAGAGCUGACUCAAGAAUUCCAAUUACUGUAAGCCAACCCAAAAUCUGUAUGGGAAAGGAGUGAAGGAAAGGAGAGGGCAGAGCAUCUUCAGGUGUGGAGGAAGAGUGGAGAAUGGGUAAUUGAGGGUUUUUUCCUUGCAAUCAACUUGAAGCCUUCUCAGGACAAUCCUCCUUUCCCUGGAGGCUGUAUUCUCUCUCCCUUUCUCCUCCCCUGCAAAGUUAUCUUUGCACCCAUCUUCACAUUUCCAUCCUCAUCAAGUGGCAAGAGGAGCCCUAUGUUUCCCUUUUGCCAGCAGCCUGUGCUGGGCCAUAGCAACUGCUGACAUUGCCCUUGCUUGGAGCUGGCCUCCUCGAAACAGCAGGGAUGGGGUUAGUAAAGAGAUCUUAAAUGCAUGGCUGGAAAUGACAAAGCUGCCUAGCAGAACCACUGCUCUGGUCUGUAACGAGAAUUACUGGGUUUAUCAAGUUCCUUGAACUUCUUCCAGUUAUCCUGAAGUGUAGUUAGUUCAUUCCCAGUGACAAGUGGUUCAUUAUAAAUGAAGAAAACCUUGGCUUCCAAGACUGCCUUUGUAAGUAGUGAGCACUUGAGUGUUGUGUUUCAAAUGGAGGGCUCCAAGGCAUCUAUGGAAGGUUCUGUGCUUUGACUCUUUUUUUUCUUUCUAAAGAGUGGCAGAAGGGAGCCAUAGUACUCCACCUAUCUGCUUGCAGAAAGUCUCUCUAUAAAGCAGAGAGAAAAAAAUGGACUUCUCUAUAAAUCUAGUUAUGAGAUCAGCUGGGACGACAUCAGCCAUCACAGUGGAAUAACACCAACCCAGACUUUCUAUGUGAACAAGCAGUUAGUGACUGAACUUUCCUUAGGGCUCACAAAGUUCAGCUACAGAGGAAUACCAAAUAUCCAGACCCUUAUGAAAAGCUGAAAAGGGGAGGAGUAUUCUCGGGAAAAAUAGAAAAAAAUAAUUCUCAAGCCUGGUAUUAGAACUGUUUUGUUCAGCAAUAACUGAACCAACACUUUGAAGGUAACUUUGUAUAUCAAAGUUAAUGUUUAAAUGUGCACAUUUCUGCUAUAUCAAUAACCUAGACUGGUGUGAACAACUGGUGUCCCUCUACAAAAUCUUUUGUCUGGGAUGAUUCCCCAGCCUGGUUUCAAAACUUUCAGAUAUCUUUUCAUAUGACCACAUACAUCCAGAGCUCAGACCUGUGAGUCACCGUAAUCUCCAGAUGUCUUAGGAAAGUCCCUACAUCUCCUCCACAACCUGAGUUAGCUACUUUAAAGCCAGGGAGGGUUUCCUUGUAUUGUAAAAUGUGGUGUUUAGUAAGUAGACUCCUGCUCAAAGUUGGUGUUCCAUUCUGGCAAAGGUGAAAAGUGUAAAACUAUGCUAAAACAAAUCCAGCCUCUUCUUGGCAUCAGAAGCCACAAGCUGAGGUUGAACUGUAGUGCUUACUUAACAAUAAAAAAAAAAAUUAUUAUAGACAACAAAUAUGACAAUAGGGUAAAGGUGCCUCAAAAAGAGUCACUGGUCCAUUACACAGCUUUGAAAGCGAUGUUCCCCACUUCUUUUUCCAUAUACUGGCUGUUUCACUGGAGAGCACUUCUUCUACUAUUCUAAACUAAAAUUAAGGAAAGUGGUUGUAUUUGCCCUGGCCUACACUGCCAUUGCAAUAUAAACCAGAGAGCUUAACCACAUACAAAUCCUUGAAUUGCUUGGCUUUUAAAGUUUAAUCAUAGACCCUUUCUUUCUUCACUGCUGAGGUUUCCAUGUAAUUGGAAUGAAGGAUGUUGGAACUGAGCACAGGUUUCCCAGUGGCAGCUGCCAGUAGUUGGAUAAUACCACUAACAUCAAUGCUGCCAAAAGAGAAAAAUGGUCUUUUCAGUAAUGUUUUGAGUUCAGAAUCAAGAAUUCUGGGUUCAGUUUCUGGCUCUGCCUCAGACUUCUAACAAUGUUACAUUUCUCCUGCAUGUUCUCAACUAGAGAUGGGAAUAAUACUGCUUUUUGUCUUUCCCAUUUAAAGUAUUCACUGCUGGUAUGGUGCAUCACCCCAUCUAGGUGGGGCAUUCCACGUGACCAUAAGGCACCCACAGCACAGUUCCUACAGCCUUUGUGGGAUCCUGAAAAUGUUACUCAUGCGAUGAGUAACCAGAAUUAACCCUCCUACUCAGCUGAGCUUUGCUGCAUGCAAUAAAACCAGGAGGCUCCUCUCCACCAGCAACAUUCUGCUUUCCUCAUUUGUCUGUCUGUCCUAGAAGACCUUGGUUCCUUGGGAUAGCAGUUAGCAAAGUGCCCUUUUUCUUACAGGCAGAUUCAUAGCUCUCCUCUGUGCGGGUAGUGGAGAAUCAUUGGUGACUUUUAAGUCAGCUAAAGCCACGUUUUGGCCAUUACAUGAAAGAGCACAAUUGGUCUGGCUUCCCAAAGGUUCCUAAGUCUCAUGAGUGUAGUCUGUCUCUCCAUCUCUGCUUGGAUCCCAACUUUUGAAUGCUCUGAGUGUUUCCAAGCGUAUUCUACCUUCUACUAUAUAGCUAUAGGAAAGAGAAGCAGAAACCUAAUAUGUAACUGCAUACCUCUGGAAUAAAUAAAAUCAGGAUGUUCUGCUUUGGAAUGAAGAAAACCAGGAUGUUCUACCAAGUGGAAUGACUCAGACUGCUGUUCACAAAGGGAAAAACAGAAAAAAAUAAAAUAAGAUGGAGCACAUGUUACUGCUACUCAUAAUUUUCAUACCUAUAUUGGGUCUCAGUAAUGGAACAGAAACUGAACAAGAUUUUACUUGGCACAUAAAGAAGAUUCCCCAGAUUGUGAGAGAAAGAACUUUCUCCCUUGACAGCCCUAAAUUUGAAGCAAAAACCAAAUUAGAGCUGAACGGUGUAUGUGGAAUUGAAUGUCAAAGGAAACUGCCAGUGCCAAGCUUGUCUGACUUGAAGAGCCUCUUAUCCUAUGAGACUGUUUUUGAAAACGGCACACGGACCCUGACUGAAGUGAGUGUCCUCGGAGCAGUGCCUGACCCAGCUGCAAACACAACCACACAAAGGCCUUUGAGGAGGAAGAGGCAGAUAUAUGGGACAGACAGUAGGUUCAGCAUCUAUGACAAGAGGUUUAUGACCAACUUUCCAUUCAACACCGCUGUGAAGAUCUCCACGGGCUGCAGUGGCAUUCUGGUUUCCCCCAAGCAUGUGCUCACAGCAGCCCACUGCCUGCACAAUGGCAAGGAUUAUGUCAAGGGCAGCAAAAGACUGAGGGUGGGCCUGAUGAAGACAAAAUCCAGAGGCAACGGCAGGAAACGUAAAGGUGCUAAAAGAAGUAGGAGAGAAAUUUCUGUGGCCAAAGAGGAUCCCAAAGCCGCCACAGAAUUAAGGCGACCAUCCAAAGGCGAUGAGAGAAAGCAGAGGGGAUCUGGGAGGAAGCAAGGGACCUCAGAUGGCAUGCCCUCCUUCCAGUGGACCCGGGUGAAGAGCACGCACAUCCCGAAAGGCUGGUUUAAGGGUGUCUCUGGGGAUAUUGCCCUGGAUUAUGAUUAUGCUGUUCUUGAGCUCAAGCGUCCCCACAAAAGGAAAUACAUGGAGCUGGGAAUCAGCCCAACAAUCAAAAUGAUGCCUGGGAGCAUGAUCCACUUCUCAGGUUUUGACAAUGAUCGGUCUGGGCAGCUGGUCUAUAGAUUUUGUAGCAUUUCUGAUGAGUCCAAUGAUCUGUUUUAUCAGUACUGUGAUGCUGAGCCUGGCUCCACAGGAUCUGGCAUCUAUCUCCGUCUGAAGGAGCCAAACAAAAAGAAGUGGAAACGCAAGAUCAUCGCUGUUUACUCAGGCCACCAGUGGGUGGACAUCAAUGGUGAACAGCAGGAUUACAAUGUAGCGGUACGAAUUACUCCUCUCAAAUAUGCCCAGAUUUGCUUCUGGAUACAUGGGAAUGAUGAGAAUUGCACCCAAGGCUGAAGAGAGCCGAGCUGCAGUUCUGCUUAGCACCCUCACUGCCAUAGAUUGAAAGGCGACAGUGACUGGAAGAACAUCACUCCACGCCAGAACGUGUUUGAACUCAAAGCUUGCAAGUAGUGCUAUGGUGACUUAAGGGAUGCUGAAUUUCUAGGGGAGGGGUAGAAUUGUCAGACAAAGUAUUUCUAACUGUAAUCAACCUAGAUACACACUUAAAAUCCCAAACUAUAUUUAUGUUUGCAAUUGUGAUAAAUUCAAGUCAUUUGUGAGGAAAAAAACGGCUGCACCUGUUUGUCAUUUUUUUCCCCAGAGGAAGCGUUGAAACAUCUCAAACUGGUGUUAUUAAGCAAUAUCUAUUUUUUUCCAAUGGAUUUACUUUUCUCAGGGUUCUGUUCCAAUUCUUCAAAUGCAAGUUGUGCAUAUAGCAUGUUCCUGUAUGUGCAGAAUGAACUGCAUGAGAACAAGACAUUAUUGUGGCAUUCUCUAAAGACCACAGGUCCAUGUUGAGAAGCAGCACUAUAGUUGAUGAUGGUUAGUUUGGAAAACUUCCUCUUCUGGUUGCUGCAGGAACACUCCCAUGGAAAUUCCAAAUUUAUGUAGCUGAGGGUUACAUCUUAAAGAAAAAAAUCACUCCAUUGCUCAGUAAAAACAGCAAAAGAGAAAUUAACAAAAAAAUAGUUUCUGUGUUUGGAAGAAGAAGAAACAUUUAGACAUAUUUAAUGUCUUUAAAUGUUCUUAGAGAAGCUAUAGAAAUCUUAAACACAUGCAUUUGCCUUCCAAUCAAUAUUUGGAGAGGUGUAGGUUUAGUUUCUAGUCAAAUGUUUAGCUUUACCAUUGGGAGAAGUCACUGACCCCCGAAGUAGCUACUUGACAAUCAUUUGGAGCUUCACAGAUGAUAUAUUUUCUGGGUGCUAAACAUUUCUUCAGUUUUUAUAAAUUACUUUUAUACAAGUUCAGCUUCAUAGAUAGGAUAGUAUGUGUUAGACUGGGAGUUGGAAAUCAAUAUUUUAGUUUGGCUAUAUACAGUUUUGCAAAGUGUGUGGUCUUAAUCAUGUUAUAUUCAGAUUCCACCUCAACAUGAUUCACAGGGUUAACUGAAAAUUUCUCCCAACUAAAUUAUAGCACCUUCUGAAUGGUAGAACUAUCCUGUGCUUUAUAGAAGGUAUCUUGUUAGAUAGCAGCAGUAGUUAGCAAAUAAUUUGGUUCAAUAUGUUUGCAGAACCAUGUAUUUAAUGAAGACACAAACUGAGCUUGACUUUUAUACACCUUUAAACACAAACCACCUUCUUAAAAACUGUUGUUGAUUGCUAUAUAAGUCUAUAUCUUUUAUUUUAUGUCAAGAUUUUGAAGUACACAGAAUUCUUAUGGUGCUACAUUAAUCUAAUAGCAUAAAAAGAUACUGUGCCUUUCUGAUCAUAUCCUUUGGGUUUCAAUACUUUUCAUAGUAUUCACCACUGUAUAAUUUAAUUUUUUUACCAUAAAUUUAUGCUGACCAAAAUACAUUUUCUUCCUGUGCAGGAGAAAAAAUUACAAGAUUUAAAUUUUUUUUUUUAAUCUUUAAAACAUGCUUUUGAUGACAUAACAUGGUUUUAAAUAACCCUUUUUUUUGGUAUAUGGUUGAAAGUGUAUAACCUGACACACUGAAUGUGCAGGCAACUUUGUCCUAUUAUUGCCAAAGCACAAAAAUUUAAGACUUGCUUCCAUAUCAUAACCUAACAAUAUUUCAUUCAUUGGAAGAGAUCUCACUUUAAAGGAAACUAUUUCUUUUAAUGCCAACCUUUCCAGGAAACACUCAGCUUUCCUUCCUUUAUUAUGUUUUAAUUUUAUUUUGUGUGAUUGUUUGCAGAAAACUAAUAAUAAUUUUUAAAGUUUAGAAAUAACUCUAAGAUUUUAGGGUUAAUUAUUUUUUAUUGUUGUUAACAUCUCUAUUAACAUAUGUGGCUUUGCUGACAGUAAUUUUAAAUCACCUCAUUCCAGUAUUUAAUACUCUUGCUCUAUGCAACAGAUUUAUAAUAUCCUUUAGUCAGGUCUGCAAUGUUUUUCUUAAGUGCCUUUUUCCAUAGUUGCUGUGACAAAUAAGGUACCACAUCAUUAAUCUAAAACAAGACAACCCAGGCCCAUGGAUUUUUUUACUGUUAUUGUCAUUGUUGAUUUGGGUCCAAAACUGAUCAAGAUAAAGGGAUCAUAGUAAAUUCCUUGUUUUGUUGAGUCUUAUUUAGGUGUACUCCUCCUCAGAAGAAAUAAAAUCUAUAUCUUUAUCACUUUGGGAAUUGGGAGCAAGGUAAGAAUGAAAAAUGUGUGAUGUCAGCUUCCAAAUAGUCUUGUUAUAAUAAUCAUCUGUUGGAAAUAUCUCAGCUGCAACCUGAGGUUUCCAUACCACGUUGAUAAAAACUUUCUUUUCAGAUAAUAAGUACUAGAUGCUAAUUCUGUAGUACUAAAAGAUUAAAGAGGUUGGCCAGAGCAACAUAAAAAUUACUUUCAAUCAACCAAACAAACCUCUGUGUCCCAGUGCCCAUGCACAAACACAUGCAAAUACACAGGCUUGGAGCCCAUGGAUGUUUUGACUGAGUUUUGUGUUGUCAGCACCUUCAGGCCAGGAAUGCAGGUAGAAGAAGACACAGACAAAAUGCUUUUCCUGUUGCCUCAGCAUGCUAGGCAACAUUUUGGUCUUCCACUUGGCCUAAUAGAGAAAUAAAUGCUUUAUAUAGACAUUGCGACUACCUACUACAGGGACUUCAGUUCAUAAAUCUAGUACUUACACACAAUCCCAGGAAUUUAAUGUCCUGCACAGAGCUCUUGGUACCCAUCACUGCAAAUGGGACAAAAAUUGUUGAGUCAUCUCAGAUUUUCUUUAAAACAUGCAGUUACUAUCUAGUUACCAGUGAGACAACAUGAGGAGGAAAAUAUGAUCCCAGUAGAUUAGAUCCUGCCGUUGUCUAGGGCAUCAGCAGGAAGGCUGGGUUUCCAGCCCUUCUGAUGUUUCCCUAAAUGAUUUUUCCUCUCUCAGGUACCAGGCUGUACACCACUUUUUAAAUCAGUACCAAUUCUUUUCCAUAAGUGUUUGUAUAGUAGAUCUUUUUAUUUAACUGUAUUCCUGGCUUUAGGAAAAAACAACUUCAGUCAAAUCUCUUUUCUCCUAGAGGGCUACUGGAAUUUAUAAAGUCAACAAUUAAGUUUUUUUCAGGGCCAAAGAUAAACCUCAUAUGCAAGCCAUUAACACACCCAGACCAGCUUCCACAAGGUAUUUGUGCAUGUGUUUAAUCUGAGGCUCUGAGACACAGAGGGGUUAUCUGCAGUGUGAAGAAUUAAGUCAAAGUUUGUAUUAACAAAAGAAAACCACAACAUUAUGUAGGGAAAUUAUUUCUGUUAUAUGAGGUAUAGAGUGCCCAAUGUUUUAAUAAUUACUUAAAGAAACUCCUUGACUCCUUAAGAUUUACCAUCUUAAUUUUGCAGAUUUAUGUGUCUAUAUGGAGUGUGAAUCAGUAUGAAUAUGGCUUAAAUAAAAAAAAAAAACAACCCUCAUCCACAUGUGGAGGAGAUAAGCAGCUGGGGAAUUCUUUCUAUUCUGCUGCUAAGGGAUGACCUGGCAGCAAAUAGCAAAAAAAAAGAGAAAGAAAGAAUGAGUAGAUGGUAUGAAAGGGCAGGAAGAUGGAGAUGGUAUGCAAGGGAUAAAGAAAGUGUGCAAAGUAACAGAUGAAAUGGCUGCAAGGUAGCAGAGGCACCUAUUGUGAGAAAGAGUAGGCAGAUGGUGGACACCUAAUAGUAUUAAUUAAGAUGUGAAAUUCGCAAGUUUCAUGACAAUUUUUUACUGUUAAAGAUAAGGCAUUUCUUCCCAGCCAACAGCAACAAGGAAAGGGCUUUGAGAGGACUCAGGCUAUGGCAGGGCCUGCUUAGCAGGCAGGGAUUUUAAUCCUGACCUACAAUCCAUGCCUGAAUUUGCAGGGAUUAUGCUUCUGUUCAUUCAGGGUCCUUGGAAAGCAGCAAUCUGUGUUCUGACCAAAAGGCUUGGCAGUAUGAACCUCCCAGUACACUGGAUCGCCAAAAAUGUAGUGAGUAAAGGGACUUUCUCAAACCUGACCUUUUUUUGGGAUUCCUGUAAAGGCUGUUCUCUAUUGGGGAAAAAAAUGAAGCAAAAAAUUCUCUGACUUAAGGCAUUAAAAUGUUAGCUCAAUUUUUUUGCAUGCAUCUAGAAAUUCUAGGCAAUAGAUUUUUUUUCAAGUGUCUUCUAUUUGUGUUUGGCAUCCAUAGAAAUUUAAUCAACUGCUUCCAAUUUUAAAGCACAGAUUAUUGCAGAUAGUUCCAUCUACAAAGUCCUGGAUUAAAGAGUGACGGGGGGGAAAAAAAAGAAUGUUAUUAAAUUGAAAGCUUAAAAUUUCACUCUAAUCUCAAAGGAUUUGGAAGUAUAUUUUGGUCCCCUUUGCACCAGUCUUUUGCUCCAGGUGUCAGAGCAUUUAGAUUAAAAACAUCCAGAAGUAGUUUUGAGGACUCUUUCAGGUUCUUUGCUUUUUUAAGACUGACAGAAAACUUUAGAAUAAUUUUAACUGUGCAAAAUGACAAGCCAUUUGAGAUAAUAAAUGCAAACCUUUGCUCUGUUAAGAUAUUAUAUGAUGCACUUAUUCUGUCAAUAAAUAUUUUCUGAUGUUUUUCUUU